AUGUCUUCCACAUCCUUGCUAGUGUUGCUGCUGGGACUGGUGGUUCUCACUACCUCGUCUCUUGCUGACUACCCCAAGCAUCCCCCACUUCAGAAACCACCUACGGAACACCAACCACCAACUAAACCUCCCAAUGGAGAGAAGCCACUCCCCGAACACAAGCCACCAAGUCCAUUUGGCAAACCACCCCAGGGAGAGAAGCCCCCACCACAACACAAGCCAUCUGACAAAACUCGUAAGCUUCUCCAGGUAGAGAAGCCGCUUCCGGAGCACAAGCCGCCGGUGAAGGAACCACCUACGGAACACCAGCCACCAAAUGAACCUCCCAAGGGAGAGAAGCCAGUUCCCGAACAUAAGCCACCAAGCCCAUUUGGCAAACCACCCCAGGGAGAGAAGCCGCCACCAGAACAAAAGCCAUCUGACAAAACUCGUAACCUUCUCCAGGGAGAGAAGCCACUCCCCGAACACAAGCCACCAAGCCCAUUCGGCAAACCACCCCAGGGAGAGAAGCCACCACCAGAACACAAGCCAUCUGACAAAACUCGAAACCUACUCGAGGGAGAGAAACAACUCCCGGAGCACAAGCCACGAAGCCCAUUAGGCAAACCACCGAAGGGACAGAAGCCACCUCCUUCCGGUCACAACCCUGGGCACCCUCCUGCAGAGAGUGCCGAAGACUCAUACAAGCCACCUCAGAAGAUUACGCCUCCUUCAACUCCAACAAAGAAGCCACCAGCUCCUACCCAGAAGCCACCCCACAAACCACCAUCUCCUACCCAUCCCAACUGA
Vitis riparia (riverbank grape) is the source of this 789-nucleotide messenger RNA. RefSeq names its product early nodulin-75-like. The transcript has a single exon. The coding region runs from base 1 to 789 and encodes 262 amino acids. Lineage: Eukaryota; Viridiplantae; Streptophyta; Magnoliopsida; Vitales; Vitaceae. The record is from RefSeq and is a predicted model, not a curated record.